AUGUCGAUGAUCAAGCUUGAAGAAGAAAGAUUUAAGAGGAGAUCAAAGGAGAUAAGAAAGCAUCUUGGAGGGCCUUUGGUUGUUCUUCUGGGAAAGGGCCAAGAUGUUCUUGAGUUUCGAAUCAACUCGGCUCUCUUUAUCUAUUUACUUGGAUACGAGUUUCCUGAGACCAUUUUAAUAGUUGAUGACACAUGCACGGCGAUAACAAGCCAAAAGAAGUCUGAGAUUCUCAAACAGAUCUCGUGCUUGAACAUUGUUGUGCGGAACAAAGAUAACUCAAACAUGGAUGAGAUCUACGGGAUGCUCAGGAAUUCAUAUUAUGUUGCGGAUUCCGAGGAGAUCCAGGGAGACUUUUGCAGGAAUAUCCUCGAGAAGAUCAGUGUGUCUGAUGCAACUGAGAAGUUGGGGGAAAUCUUCCUGACAAAAGAUGAUGAAGAGAUUAAGAACUCCAAGGCUUCGGGAAUGGCGGUGUCUGCACUGAUGAAAAAGGGGAUGGAGAUGCUAUGGGAUGGAGCUUUUGAAAAGGCGAGGCUCGAAGAAAUGAUGAAUUCGAAUGUGGAUGGGGUAGACAUGAGUUUGUGCGAGUUUUCAUUUCCUGUGGAAUAUACUCGGGACAGAGUCAGAAUUGGGGUAAGAUACAAUGGGUAUUGCAGUGAAGCAUCUAGGACCAUUGUAACGAACAUGGAAGAAGCUUAUAUGGCCCAGGAGUAUAUUCUAGGACUAGUACGGGAGGGAACGGAUUCUUCGACUGUAUACUCGGAAGGAGAGAAAUACUUUGCAGAAAACGGACUUGUAUUUGAUCCGGACUUUAUAUACACGAUAGGACUGAUGAGCAAGGAAAGAAGUUUUAAGAAUUCGUUUAUCCUUAGGAAGGGAUGUGUUUUUGUAAUAAGAUUGAAUAAUGAGACGAUGUCUUUGUCGAACACAUUUAUCCUUGAAGAGGUUCCGGAAUAUCUAACGUUGCAGGAUGCGGCACCCGACUUUCUAGAUAAAAGAUCACGGUUCCGAGAUAAGACAAAGGAGUAUGAGUUGAGCAUGAGGAGGAAAGAGCAUCAGAAGGAGCUACUUGACAAGCUCAUUGAGGAGAGGCUUGAGUUCUAUAGAAACCUUUCGGAUUCUGGAAAGGACGAGGAAAAAAAGGAAGAUAAGAUAGUUCCAUAUGGUAAAGAAAGCCUUGUUCCUAGACAAGGGAGGCUAGUGGUGGAUUUUUCUCGAGAAUCGAUAGUGGUACCGAUUGGAAGUUAUGCUGUGCCAUUCCAUGUUUCAAGCAUUAAGAGCAUUGCAGUCACGGAUGAAAAGAUUCUUCGAAUCAACUUCAAAGCAGAGCCCAAGGGAAGAGAUGGAGCAGAGGAGACGGAGCAUGAGCAAGGCGGCGAAAGCACCCAGAGCACCAUCAAAUCGAUAAGCCUUCGUGGAAACAACUCGCGGGAGCUGGCCGAGGAGAUAAAUAACCUGAAGAAGAUUCAUUCAACAAGAAAAACAGCUGGCGAAGCAGAGAGCUUCGAAGAGCUGAAGAUUAGCCAGAGGCCUCUUAGCCUUACAGAUGUCUAUAUGAGAACAGACAUAAAGACGGGAUCUAGACGCCGGAAGGUUGGUAGUCUGGAGCUUCAUGCCAACGGAUUUAGGUUCAAGGAGGAAAAUGUUGUGAUUUUAUUUUCGAAUAUCCGGCAUAUAUUUUUUUCCGAGGGGAAUGUGGAAACAAAUGCUAUCCUCCACUUGCAUCUAUUGAAUCCUAUUAUUCUUGGAGGAAAGGUUACCAACGUACAGUUUUAUCGAGAGGCAGGGAGUGGGAUGAUUUAUGACACCAUGAAAAGGGGAGACGAACAUAUGGAGUACAUUAUCGAGAAGGAAGAGGAGGAUAGACAGGAAGCAAUCAACCAGCAGUUUAGAUCCUUUGUAAACAUCAUUGAGUCUGAGACAGACUUCAAGGUUCAAAUUCCAAAGACCGGAUUCCAUGGGGUUCCAUUCCGGGAGAAUGUCAUGAUCAAACAAACCCACGAAUGCCUUGUUAGUCUUGACGAAGCGCCAUAUUUUGUACUGACUCUCGAGGAUGUGGAAGUGGUGAAUUUCGAAAGGGUUGUUUUGACAGUGAAGACUGUAGAUGUGCUUUUUAUCUUGAAGAACAAAUAUCCUCUGGAUGUGGUUAUGAAGAAUAAGUCUCGUCUCCUUGUAAGCAUACUAAGCGUAGAUGUGCAAAGCGUUAACAAGCUCAAAGAGUACCUUGACUCAAAUAACAUCUUAUUUAUGGAGACCUCAGCAAGCAUCCGGUGGAAUAACGUUAUUGGAAGCAUAAUGAAGGACCCAAUUUCGUUUUAUGAAGAUGGAGCAUGGUCUGGCCUCAUGGUUGGAGAUAGUGAAGAGAGUUCUGAAGAUGAGGAACUCGAGACUUCGGAGGAGUCGAACUCUUCGGAGACAGAAGAUCUUUCUACCGAUGAUGAAGAUGUAAGUGAUAUAUCGAGCGAGGAUCCAUCGGAAGAUGAAAGCGAUUACGACAGCUCGGACGAUGAAGAUGAGGAAGAUGACAGCGAGGAGGAAUAUGACCAAGAGCCUGGAAAAAGAAGAAAGAAUUAA
Molecule: messenger RNA, 2571 nt
Organism: Encephalitozoon intestinalis ATCC 50506
Lineage: Eukaryota; Fungi; Microsporidia; Unikaryonidae
Product: nucleosome binding factor SPN subunit SPT16
Exons: 1
Coding region: 1-2571 (856 amino acids)
Biological process (GO): transcription elongation by RNA polymerase II; positive regulation of transcription elongation by RNA polymerase II
Cellular component (GO): FACT complex
Molecular function (GO): nucleosome binding
Source: RefSeq, a predicted model, not a curated record